AUGGACGCGAGCUACCGGAAGAGGCUCACGGAGCUCAAGUGCAUAUACCGGUACAACUGUCCAGUUAUUCUGCUAACGGCUACGCUGCCAGUGCGGCUCGAGGCUUGGUUUCGGCAGGCGAUGCUCGUAGGGGACGCCGAGAUCAUCCGAGCAAGGUCCGAUAAGAAGAACAUUAGCUACAACGUCGUACAAGUGACGGGACCAGGGCGUAGCGCAGUCGAGGACGAGGUCGUCAAGCAGGUUAUCCGCAUAACUGGCCGCAUGACUGGGAAGCAGAAAGGCGUGAUCUACAGCAGGUCUAAGGCUAACUGUACACGGCUCGCCGAGCUGAUCCGAUGCGGGUACCACCAUAGCGACAUGAGCUUAUCAGAGCGGCAAGCGGUACUCGAGGACUGGGUUGAAGGUCGAUCAGAAACCCGCUGGGUAGUAGCAACGACAGGACUAGGGACCGGGGUGGACAUCGAGGGUAUCGUCGCCAUUAUCCACGCGGAGCAGCCGUACGGGCUUGUGGAUUUUAUCCAGCAGACGGGCAGAGGCGGGAGGAAGGCGGGGGAGGAGGUGGAGUCGAUCGUGGUGCUAGGUAGGGCGGCUGUCUACUAUGACCGGCAGGCGAGCGAUGUAGACCAGCUGAACCGGCAGGCAGCAGAGCGGUUCGUGCAGACGCCAGACUGCCGGAGGCUCGUGCUUGGGGCGUUCAUGGACGGCAUUGCGCAGGACUGCGAUAGUCUUCAAGCCGUGCGCUGUGACCGGUGCCGGCAACUUACAGAGGUACAGGCCGACGGACGAGAUGAGGUUGUCGGUAUGGGCGAAUGUAGCGAGGGUGGUACUACAGGCGACUGGCACUCCGCAGUAGCCGAGGUAGUAGACGACCGUCUUAGAGGAGAUAAUAAGGAGAGGCAGAGGAGGAUCCGGAAGUUGCUGGAGUGGGUAGAGUUGAUGGAUAGCAAGUGCGCAGUGUGCUACGUCAAGUGGUGUCACCAGGGCCGGGCAGAUGGUCGACAGAGGACUUACGAGCACGAGUUCCGGAGUUGCAAGGUACUAGGAGGAUCGGAAGCGUAUAUGGCGUGGCGGCGGCAGAUCCGGUUCAAAGAGUACACGUGCUGCUGGACGUGUGGUCUCCCGCAGGCUUGGUACCUCGUCAGCCACACCUUCGAGCUGGCUGGUACGCGGCCGAAUUGGACCAUCAGGGAGUCAACGAACACGACACAUCCGAGCGAGGGUCCAAGUGUGGUCGGAUCUGUCGACAUCGCCACAAUAUCAUCAAACGCUCAGCAAGAGGAUGCGCUGCUGUCAAUACUGCGAGCUAUGAACGUGAAUCCUGAAUGGGAUCAGCGCAACUGGUUCGACGAUGUGUUAAGAAGAUUGGGAGAGACGUGGCCGACGGAGUUCGCCGACGACAUGAUAGCCCCAUUCCUCGACUACACUGUCAGACUACUCGUCGACGCGCCAUUGGACUGGGCAAAGGAGAGCACCGUCAACGACGAGAGCGCGGCUACGUGCUCGCUGCCAUCGAACUGGCAUUGA
Microdochium trichocladiopsis is the source of this 1524-nucleotide messenger RNA. Its product is annotated as P-loop containing nucleoside triphosphate hydrolase protein. The coding region runs from base 1 to 1524 and encodes 507 amino acids. The transcript has 3 exons. The record is from RefSeq and is a predicted model, not a curated record. NCBI's taxonomy places the organism in Eukaryota, Fungi, Ascomycota, Sordariomycetes, Xylariales, Microdochiaceae. Gene Ontology annotation, cellular component: nucleus; chromosome.